Molecule: messenger RNA, 258 nt
Organism: Mesorhabditis spiculigera
Lineage: Eukaryota; Metazoa; Nematoda; Chromadorea; Rhabditida; Rhabditidae
Source: the annotation of a GenBank genome assembly
AUGUCGCCGUCGUACUCGCGUCUCAUCUGCGAACGGGCCAGCUUUGUGCAGCAAGUGCACCCGCGACUUCGGACCAGUCUCGCCGCGCCUGCCGUUCCCUGCUCGCGACGUCUGACCACUACGCGUGCCAGCAAGCAGAACGGCACCUGCCCCUCGUGCUCCUUCCGCGAAUGGGAGAACCUGGGAUGCGCCCGAGCUGUGCGUGUCGCCCCGAUCCGGAAGAGCCUUCGAUGCAAGAACAAGGACCGCUUCAAGAAA